ACAGGAGACCGGGCUGAGCGACCCGUCACGUCCAUCCACACCAGCUCGCUCCCUCUCCACCCGGCAGAGGGCGGUAGAGCGCCCUCCCCGCCGGCCCCUCCUCCCCUCGCAGCCGCGGCUGCAGUGUAAUCAGGCGGCUCCAGGACCGAGGCGCUCCGCAGCUGCUGCACUUUGCUGUUUGAUAAGACUUCGAGGAAGAAGAGAACCGCAAACCUCCAUCCUGACCUCGGACUGCUCUCUCUCUCCCUCAAGGUGGACCCAGGACGGUUAACGCAGCCUUGUGAUCAUCCACUGCAACUUCUGUAGUUCAGACUUUUUCAUGUGUUUUUGCUCCGUGGAAGUGGGACGCUGCGCGUGAGAGAUUCCCGUGAACCUGGAGAAGAAGUGAAAUUUGAAUUUUAUUGGACUCUUGUUCCUCUUGUUUCCCCCCUCGGGAAGGACGAGUGGGAGCGAGGAGAGCGCGCUGCUUUCGCGCACGAAGGUGGGUCUGGUCCGCGGGCGCAGUGCCACCUCCGACGGACUCUCGCUCCAUAAAUGCCCGGUCCGUGGGAGCUCCAGGCCGGGCAGCAAGAUGAGAUCGUGGGUACAGCUGCUGCUCCUGCUGCUGGCGGCGUGUCCGCGGUUUGUCGUGGCCGAGGUGAGUCCCCGAGCUCAGAGGAGAAACGAGGGUUCGGUGCUGUGCCUCUCCGAGACUCGCCCACGUGUUGAGUGGAUCAGGAGAAGCGGGCUGGCUCCCUCCUGUCGGAAGAUGUUAAGAGUCUGCUGUGGUCCCACCACUGGCAGCAGUGGACCCCAAGUCUGAGGAGAUGGUUCUCCUGGAGUUUCAGUCCCAUCAGGAGGGGGCGACUCUGAAGAACAUCGCCGUUAAUCCUCACAUUGACUGCGCCCAGGGGCUCGCUGGGUCCUCUGUGGUGUUUGGCUGGAAACUGCCUGGAGCUGCAGCUGGGAGCAGAUGUCGCACGCUCGGCGUGUUGAGCAGCAGCCACUCCCACCUGGCAACCUUUCCAGGGUGUCCCCUGCCUCCCUGUAGCGGUGGUUGCGUGGAAGCCUUGCUCCGUCAGAGCAGCCUGAAACUCACUUUCCAGCUCUAAAAUGAUCCACACGUUUGGCCCAAAUGCUGGUACCUAAGAACAGAGCUGAGCCAGAAGGCUUCAACUGUUGCAGUGCAAUAUGAAGCAGUAUGUCUGAGGUCAUGGUAGAUAAGGUCGAUGCUGGAACUCAGAGCAGAGCAGUGUCCAUGACCAGCCGUCGACGCCUGUGACUCUUGUUAUUUUAAAGGCAGACACGCCUAUCAAUAGGCUUCUGUCCAGGUCAUGAAAGUGUGUGUUGGGAUCCCAGGACUUGAGAGGGAACAGCAGCUGUAACCGUCCUGGUGGUGGAAGAGAAGCUGGGCAGUGAGACCUGAACACCUACAUGCAAGGGUGAAACCAUCGCCAUGGCAACCCCCAUAAUGUGCUGCUGUCAUUCGAAGGGGGAGCCUCUUCCUGUAGCUCUGGUGGAGCUGGUUAGAGACACGCCCAUCUCCUCCAUCCAGGACCUGCAGCGGCUGCUGCUCUCAGACUCCACAGAUGAGGAGGGGAACUCGGCUGCUGCUGGAGGUCACAGGUCGCCGCGGAGCUUAGGUGCUGAGCCGGCACAGCAGGCUCUGUGCAAAGUUCGGACAGAGGUGGUGGAGGUCACCAGGUCCAUGUUGGACCGCAGCAACGCCAACUUUCUGCUGUGGCCGCCGUGUGUGGAGGUGCAGCGCUGCUCUGGCUGCUGCAACACCAAGAGCCUGCAGUGCGUGCCGUCCCGCACCAACACCCGGUACCUGCAGGUCAUGAAGGUGGAGUACAUCAACAUGAGUCCCACCUACGCCAAGGCUGUGGUGUCUGUGGUCGACCAUGUGGAGUGUCGCUGUCAGGCGGCUCCAGCGCCGAAGAAGAAGUCCAGCCGCCGGCAGAACGGGCCACACAAGGAGCAGCACUGGAACCAGACUGUCAGCCACGAACAGGUGAAGGUUCACUCCAAAGAUGAGCUCCAUCACCGGGAUGGUCUGAAGCAGAACCAGGGUUCUCACCUGCAGGACCUUCUGCAGCAUCACUGGAGCCCCCGAGGAGACACCUUCACUCAUGGGGGCUUCAGCCUGGCCAAGGGGAACCAGCACGGGGAGCCCGCCCUCGACACUCCGCGCUGGACAUACAACUCCACUGGACAGUUGGGAGGAAACAAGUCUGAGGAGCUGGUGGAAGCGGGGCUCACAGGUACUGAAGGGAACACUAGUGAGGGCGGGGAGGACAGGUCCCUCACCCCUCAGGCCAAGCCUGGUCCGUCUCAGGCCACAGUCCUGAGCAGGUUCCGGCCCACUAAAGAACCAAACCCAGAUCCUCGGAGGGAGAACGACACUCCGGAGGAGGAGAGCAUUCUGAAGCUGGAGGAGAAAAUACUGGAGCAGGAGAGAAGAGAGCUGCUUCUGCUGCACCAGAGGCUGGACCAGGAGAAGGAGCUGCUGAGACAGAAGAAGAGAGAAGAGCUGCACACCACCCUGAGACCAGUCACAGGCACCACGCAGAAACCAGUAGCUCCAGCAGCGCCCAGACCUCCUGCUCAUCCCAAGAGGAGGAUGAGGAAGAACCGCAGACGGAUCAGCAAGGCGGCCAUGAGGGCCAUGCUGAUGUAGAAUGUCCAUCAGAGCACGAGAACCUUGGAGGACUUUUUGGACGCAGGAGAGCGUCGGGUCAGUAUUUAGGCUCUGGUGGUCCAGAGUUCUGUCGGUAACACUACUAAUGACUGCUGCUCCUGGAGGAAAGACUCGGGUCUCUGUCACGUCCGGAGGAAGCUUGGAGCCGCUCAUGUGAGGCGGUCGUCGUGACAACGCUGGCCGACAGGAGCGGCUCUCCGGAGCGGACACUUCUUCUGCAGCACUGAUAUCAGAGCCUGGAGCAGCGAGUGUUCUUCUCUUUAACAUGUUUCCUAAGCUAAAAGCUGGUGCCGUUUAAGCCUUCUAAUGCCGGAUGUCGUCCUCAUGUGCUUCUUUUAUUUAUUUUUCCACACGGCUGCUGUGGAGUAACCCUCCUGUACGAACACUGGGAGGACGCGGCAUCUGACUUCCUCUCUUUGACAGAGAGUCUUCCACCGACAGUGUUUAGGUCCAUCCCCUGGUGCUCCUCUCAGGAACCCUGGUCUGGGACUGCUGCGGCUCUGUAGUGGGGCGGGCAGCAGAGGUGGGGGGAGGAGCUCAGACAUCGGGGAGAGGCUCAGACUAGAACCAGUGGAGGAGACGUCGGCUGCUGCCCCCGCGACCUGACCUGCAACCAGAGGUCCAGGAGAAGCUUGACUGCGGAGGAAGUGCCGCGACGGUCAGACUAACGCCAAACAAAGCCACGGCCUUUAAGUUAUUUAAAUCCACAACCAUCAUCCCUUUGUGUAGCUGAUGUCCAACUGAUCAUAAUGUUGUCUGUCUUCAUGAAUUCACUUCUUUUUUAAAGAGAAGCUCAAGUGCUUAAAACUGCUUCUGGUUUGUGUU
Messenger RNA from Synchiropus splendidus (mandarinfish), 3505 nucleotides. RefSeq names its product platelet-derived growth factor beta polypeptide b (gene pdgfbb). Gene Ontology annotation, biological process: positive regulation of protein autophosphorylation; positive regulation of ERK1 and ERK2 cascade; platelet-derived growth factor receptor signaling pathway. The record is from RefSeq and is a predicted model, not a curated record. The coding region runs from base 1436 to 2659 and encodes 407 amino acids. The transcript has 8 exons. Gene Ontology annotation, molecular function: growth factor activity; platelet-derived growth factor receptor binding. NCBI's taxonomy places the organism in Eukaryota, Metazoa, Chordata, Actinopteri, Syngnathiformes, Callionymidae. Gene Ontology annotation, cellular component: membrane.